AUGGCCCCAACCGAAAAGAAAAGAACAACCAGAAAGAAGAAGGAUCCAGAUGCACCAAAGAGAUCCUUAUCUGCUUACAUGUUUUUCGCUAACGAAAACAGAGACAUUGUCAGAGCUGAAAACCCAGGUAUUUCAUUCGGACAAGUUGGUAAGUUAUUAGGUGAAAAAUGGAAGGCUUUAACUCCAGAAGACAAGACUCCAUAUGAAAAUAAGGCUGAUACCGAUAAGAAGAGAUAUGAGAAGGAAAAGGCUGAAUAUGCAAAGAAAAAUGCUGCUUAG
This is a messenger RNA of Debaryomyces tyrocola, 279 nucleotides long. Lineage: Eukaryota; Fungi; Ascomycota; Pichiomycetes; Serinales; Debaryomycetaceae. The record is from the annotation of a GenBank genome assembly.